Haliotis rufescens (red abalone) is the source of this 2563-nucleotide messenger RNA. RefSeq names its product methylmalonyl-CoA mutase, mitochondrial-like. Gene Ontology annotation, molecular function: cobalamin binding; methylmalonyl-CoA mutase activity; metal ion binding. The record is from RefSeq and is a predicted model, not a curated record. Gene Ontology annotation, cellular component: mitochondrion. Lineage: Eukaryota; Metazoa; Mollusca; Gastropoda; Lepetellida; Haliotidae. The transcript is spliced from 19 exons. The coding region runs from base 68 to 2314 and encodes 748 amino acids.
AUCCGUAAUUUUGUGUACACCGUUCGUCCUUGACCUUCUUUGCUGGUUUUGCGAUAAAAUAUAAAUCAUGCUGCGUGUUUACAGUGUGAUCGGAAAAGAGCUUGGCAACAAAUCGAAUCAAAUAUUCUCCCCUGUGUGGAGCUGUGCCAGGUUUGCCAGCAUCUCGGCCCCUCUUGACCCGACGUGGUCAGCUGGAGCCAAGAAGGAGCUGAGGGGGAAGGAUGUGGAGGACACUCUCACAUGGAGGACAUCAGAGGGAAUAAACGUCAAGCCUCUCUACACUCAAGAAGAUGUGAAGGAAGUACCAAACGAGAUCCCAGGGCAGUACCCCUACACCCGGGGCCCGUACUACACCAUGUACACACACAGGCCCUGGACCAUCAGACAGUAUGCAGGAUUCAGCACUGUGGAAGAGAGCAACAAGUUCUACCGGGACAACAUCGCAGGAGGCCAGCAGGGUCUGAGCGUCGCCUUCGACCUCGCCACACACAGAGGCUAUGACUCUGACAAUCCCCGUGUUGUUGGCGAUGUUGGCAUGGCUGGGGUUGCUAUAGACUCUGUGGAGGACAUGAAGCUGCUGUUUGAUGGCAUCCCACUGUCCAAACUCUCCACGUCCAUGACGAUGAAUGGAGCCGUGCUGCCAGUCCUGGCUAUGUUCGUGGUUGCUGCUGAGGAACAGGGAGCGUCACAGGACCAGCUUACCGGGACCAUACAGAAUGACAUCCUGAAAGAGUUCAUGGUGCGGAACACCUACAUCUUCCCCCCGGAGCCCUCCAUGAAGAUCAUCGGGGAUAUCUUCGAGUACACAUCAAAGAACAUGCCCAAGUUCAACUCCAUCUCCAUCUCCGGCUACCACAUGCAGGAGGCGGGGGCGGAUGCCGUCAUCGAGCUAGCUUUCACUAUCGCUGAUGGGCUGGAGUACAUCAGGACAGGUGUCAGUCGGGGUUUAGAUGUGGACAAAUUUGUUCCAAGAUUGUCUUUCUUCUGGGGUCUUGGCAUGAACUUCUACAUGGAGAUUGCGAAGAUGCGAGCAGCCAGGCGCCUUUGGUCCAACUUGGUGAGGGAGAAGUUCCAGCCCAAGAACCCCAAGUCAGAGUUACUGCGAGCUCACUGUCAGACUUCUGGCUGGUCCCUCACAGAACAGGAUCCGUACAACAACAUCAUCCGCACAGUGGUGGAGGCGAUGUCGGGGGUGUUUGGGGGCACACAGUCUCUACACACCAACUCUUUCGAUGAAGCUCUUGGACUGCCGACGCCAUUCAGUGCCAGGAUAGCGAGAAACACACAGAUCAUCCUGCAGGAAGAGUCUGGAAUUCCUAAUGUGGCUGACCCCUGGGGCGGGUCCUACAUGAUGGAAAACCUCACCAAUGACAUCUACGAUGAAGCACUCAAGUUAAUCAAUGAGAUUGAGGAGAUGGGAGGAAUGGCUAAGGCUGUGGCAUCUGGGAUGCCUAAGCUGAAGAUUGAGGAGUGUGCAGCCAAGAGACAGGCCAGGAUCGACAGUGAAUCAGAGGUGAUAGUUGGCGUGAACAAAUAUCGAUUGAAGGAUCAGGACACAGUGGAAGUCCUCUCUAUAGACAACACUGUGGUACUACAGAAGCAGGUGGCCAGAUUGAAGACGAUGCGGGAGACAAGAAAUGUGGCUAAGUGCCAGGGAGCCCUGUCUGCCCUCACCAAGUGCUGUGAGACUGGGGCUGGGAACUUGCUCCAUCUGUCUAUAGAGGCUGCCAGGGCGCGGGCAUCGGUAGGGGAGAUAACUCAGGCCAUGGAAGUGGUGUUUGGCCGUCAUGUAGCCAGCGACAGAAUGGUGAGCGGAGCGUACGUGACGGAGUUCGGUGAAGCCGAGGAAAUGAGAAUUGUGUCUGAGAGAAUAAAGAGCUUCGUGGAGGUGGAAGGGCGACGCCCACGUAUCCUGGUAGCCAAGGUGGGCCAGGACGGCCAUGAUCGGGGCGGGAAGGUGAUUGCCACGGGCUUUGCUGAUCUCGGCUUUGAUGUCGACAUUGGCCCACUCUUUGCAACACCAAAAGAGGCAGCUCAGCAAGCGAUUGAUGCAGAUGUGCAUGUUGUGGGAGUUAGCUCCCUUGCUGCGGGUCACAAGACCCUGAUUCCAGAACUUAUCAAGGAACUCCAGAACAUGGGACGACCUGACAUCCUGGUUGUAGCCGGCGGCGUGAUCCCUCCCCAGGACUAUGACUUCCUCUUCAGUGCUGGCUGCUCCGCUGUUUUUGGCCCAGGGACACGGAUACCAGACGCUGCAAUGAAGCUGAUCGACAUGAUUGGUCAGCAUUCAACCGAGACAAAACAAAGGGCCUAAUACUGAGAAUGACAUCAAUGCAAAGAUCUGAGACAUUCUGCAUUAUAAGUGCCAUGCUGUUAGUGCAUCUAAGUGCCAUGAUAUGCUUCUUCGUCUGAUGUUGUUCUGUAACUUCCUUUGGUAUACGACCCGUGAAGAUCCGGGGUAGAAUAGGUGUUCAGCAACCAAUGCUUGCCAUAAAAGGCAACUAUGAUUGUCGUAAGAGGCGACUAAUGGGAUUGUUGAUUAGGUUGAUGAAUGUCAUCGUAU